This is a messenger RNA of Sinocyclocheilus rhinocerous, 2790 nucleotides long. Its product is annotated as semaphorin-4D-like. Gene Ontology annotation, cellular component: plasma membrane. Gene Ontology annotation, biological process: neural crest cell migration; ossification involved in bone maturation; axon guidance. Gene Ontology annotation, molecular function: semaphorin receptor binding; chemorepellent activity. The transcript is spliced from 15 exons. The record is from RefSeq and is a predicted model, not a curated record. NCBI's taxonomy places the organism in Eukaryota, Metazoa, Chordata, Actinopteri, Cypriniformes, Cyprinidae. Bases 182 to 2749 code for a protein of 855 amino acids.
CACACACACAACAUUGCUGAGAGGGAGAAACAGGUCGCGGCAUCAGCUCUCACAAACUCUUUAAAGUUUAAACGUUUAACCCGAGCGCGGAGGUGCGGAGCCCUUGACGCCGCCUGGAUCUGUGAAGAGCUCUCUGCUCCAUCUUCAGCUGCCUGAGACGUGAACCUCAGAAAGACUCUUAAUGAAUCAGUAUUCGCCGCUCGAUGCCAUGGCGUUCAAAGGAAACAUCACGCUGCAGAAGAUCCCGGAGUCUAACAUGGCUCUGAGCGUGUUAGGCGUGUUUCUGGGAUUGCUUCUGGAAGUUUCCACACACGGACCCUCCAGCGUUCCCAGAAGCUCAUGGAGGCACGAUGCCGUCUGCUUCCUGAUACAGCUGAAGUGUCUUUUAUAUGAUGACGUUGUAUUGACUCUGCUCUCUCAGCUGCUGUGGAAAGUUCCAGAGAACGACAUGUCGAUGUGUAUUUUAAAGGGCAAAUCUAAAGAGACCGACUGUCGAAACUACAUUCGAGUUUUGCAAGUGCUGGAUGAAGACACUCUGUAUGUUUGUGGGACUCACGCGUUUCAACCCGUCUGUGAUUAUCUGUCGCUGCAGAGUUUCCGCUUGCAGGACAGAGCAGAGGACGGCAGGGGGAAAUGCUCCUUCGACCCGGCCCAGAGCUUCACCAGCGUGAUGGUUGAUGGUGAGUUGUACUCAGGAACGGCGUAUAACUUCCUGGGUAGCGAGCCGAUCAUCUCCAGAUCUUCUCUGUCUCAGAGUUUACUGCGCACAGAGUAUUCAACAUCCUGGCUCAACGAGCCCAGUUUCGUCUUCGCUGAUGUGAUCCGAGAAGGGCAGAACAGUCCGGAUGGAGAUGACGAUAAGAUCUACUACUUCUUCACGGAGGUGUCGGUGGAGUACGAGUUCUUCGGGAAGCUGCUGAUCCCCAGAAUCGCUCGCGUUUGUAAGGGGGAUCUGGGAGGCCAGCGGACGCUGCAGAAGAAGUGGACGUCGUUUCUGAAGGCUAAGCUGGUUUGCUCAAUGCCGGAGCUCAACUUUGUGUUCAAUGUGGUUCAUGACGUGUUUAUUCUGAAAGCGCCGCACUGGAGAGACACCGUCAUCUAUGGGGUCUUCACAUCUCAGUGGGGGAAUGUUGGUCUGUCCGCCGUCUGUGCGUAUAACAUGAGUUCGGUGCAUGAGGUUUUCACUAAAGGGAAGUACAUGCAGAAGGCCACGGUGGAACAGUCCCACACUAAGUGGGUCCGAUUUAAUGGCAUCACCCCGAGUCCCAGACCCGGAGCGUGCAUCAGCAACCUGAACCGCAUGCAGAGCAUCAACUCGUCGCUCCAGCUGCCCGACAAGACGCUGCAGUUUGUGAAGGACCAUCCGCUGCUGGAGGACCCCGUGCUGCCCAUCGGAAACGGCCCGCGCCUCGUCACCAAAGACAUCAACUACACACAGAUCGCUGUCCAGAGAGUGCAGGCGCUCGACGGAAACAUCCACCACGUCAUUUUCACCGGCACCGAUAAAGGCUUGCUGCACAAAUCGCUGGUGUUGGAGGGCGAGGUUCACACGGUGGAGGAAAUCCAGCUGCUGAAGAACACAGAGCCAAUUAAAACACUUCUGCUCUCCUCACAAGUGGCCCGGUUCCUGUACGCUGGAUCGGACUCUGGUGUGGUUCAGUCUCCCACAGCAUUCUGUGAGAAGUACCCAUCCUGUGUGGACUGUGUUCUGGCGCGGGACCCCUACUGCGCCUGGGACCCGCGCUCGGCCUCCUGCCUCAAUAUUUUCCAGCAUGAUGCCAAUCCACGGAAGUUGAUUCAGAGCCUUAAAGGAGAUGCUGGGAUAUGCCCUACAGUCGAUCCUCUGGCGGUGGGCGACUAUCAGCAGGUGCUGGUGAAGCCGGGCGGUUCUGCCGAUCUGCCGUGUCAGGUGCGCUCAAACCUGGCUCAGGUGUUGUGGAAGCUCAACGGCCGCGUCCUGACCGAAGCCUCGCGCUUCCGUCUGCUGAACGAGAACGGGCUGCUGAUCUACAGCGUGACGCCGGAGGACGUCGGCCGCUACGAGUGCUGGUCGGUCGAAGCGUCCGCGGGACAGAACUUCACCCGUUUGGUGGCGGCAUACGCGCUUCGACUGGAGCUUCCCGAGAGCGUGCCGUCCAUAUCCGCUCUGCAUCCGUCCAGCGCCGCGUCUACACUCACACCGGAGGAAGGUAAUACCGGUAACGGCUCGGGACUAACGCCGACUCACACGGAUGCACCCUCACUAACAACCCCUCCCAGCAAUGCCAUUAAACCCAAAGCCUACAUCCUUCCGGAGGUCAGCAACUUACCCACACGCACCGAGACGCUCGACCCCUCGGCUAAAUAUAUUCAGCACGACAACAGCGCCGCCCUGCUGUCGCUCUUCCUGCUCUUCUUCCUGCUCUUCCUUGCCGCUCUGGCGUACAACUGUUACAUGCAGUACCUGCCGGCGCCGUGUCUCCGCCUGCGAUCCGCGCUGCUCGGCUCCAGCAAAAAGCCCCAGCCGGAGUAUGCAGCCUGCGAGCCCGGCCUGAUGGAGCCAGUGCAGGAAAAGCCGGAUCCGGCCAAUCAGAACGGAGCGCAUCCGCUGCGCGCACUCAGAGACACCGGAUACGAGACAGAGCCGGAAUGCAAGAACGGCGGAGUUCCAUCCGGCAGCGACGAGGACAGUCCCUCGAAAGUGCGGCCCUUCGACGUCGACUGUGCGUCGCAGCCGAUUGAGUACGCAGACGCCGACGCGCCGUACUGAUGCACCGCUUUUCACUCGCAUUCACAGAAUCGCCGCAGCUC